Molecule: messenger RNA, 1818 nt
Organism: Sorghum bicolor (sorghum)
Lineage: Eukaryota; Viridiplantae; Streptophyta; Magnoliopsida; Poales; Poaceae
Product: 3-hydroxyisobutyryl-CoA hydrolase-like protein 3, mitochondrial
Exons: 11
Coding region: 73-1389 (438 amino acids)
Biological process (GO): L-valine catabolic process
Cellular component (GO): cytosol
Molecular function (GO): 3-hydroxyisobutyryl-CoA hydrolase activity
Source: RefSeq, a predicted model, not a curated record
AAAAAAAAACGAGCCAAUCCCCAAAAGUUCCAGUCACCUGCUGGCAUCGGUGAUCAGUCAGCUCACAUCGCAAUGCGAGCUCUGCUCCGGAUCCACUCGCCCGCGGUCAUCUCCACCGCAUCCUUCCUCCACACCUACUCAACCGCCGCCUCCAAGAUCCUAGCCCCGAGCCCCACCUUCGUCCCGCUCCGGCUCAUCCGCCGCUUCGCGGCCAUGGCCGCCACCGCCGCGGACGAGUUCGUGAAGGGCCGCGUCUUCCCCAACGGCGUCGCCGUCAUCACGCUCGAUCGCCCCAAGGCCCUCAACGCCAUGAACGUCGAAAUGGAUGUUAGAUACAAGGCACUUCUUGAUGAAUGGGAAGCAAAUCCAAGUGUCAAGUGUAUUCUUGUGGAAAGCAGCUCUUCUCGUGCCUUCUCAGCAGGGAUGGAUAUUAAGGGGGUUGCUGCGGAAAUACAAAAGGACAAAAGUGGGGAUGUGAAGAGACUUGCUAACGAUUGCACCAUGCCAGAGAUAAUAGAGGUCUUCACAGCAGAGUACUCCUUGAUUUGUAAGAUACAUGAGUAUGCAAAACCUUAUAUAUGCUUGAUGGAUGGAGUGACAAUGGGAUUUGGAAUUGGGCUAUCAGGGCAUGGCCGCUACCGCAUUAUUACUGAGAGGACACUCCUAGCCAUGCCUGAGAAUGCUAUUGGCCUGUUCCCAGAUGUUGGUUUUGCUUACAUUGGUGCAAAAGCCCCAGGAGGGGGCGCAGUUGGAGCUUACCUUGGGAUUACUGGAAAAAGGAUAUCAUCACCUGCUGAUGCUAUGUUUAUAGGCCUUGGUACUCAUUAUGUACCUUCUGCAAAUUUGGGUUCACUCAAGGAAUCCCUCCUGAGUGCUAACUUCACCCAUGAUCCUCAUAGAGAUGUUGAGUCAGUUCUGACAGGAUACAAGAAAGAACCAGAGUCUGAAUCACAACUAGAAAAGCUUUUGCCAUAUAUCAUUUCUUCUUUCAGUCCUGAUAAAUCAGUAGCUGAAUCUGUGGAAGAGCUAAAGAAAUGUAGUCGAAGUGGUGAUGCUGCAGUGGCAGAAUGGGCCAAUGAAGCUUUAGCAGGAAUUGAGAAAGGUGCUCCAUUUUCUCUUUGUUUAACACAGAAGCAUUUCUCUCAAGUGGCAUCAGCGUACAGGACUAGUGAACACUAUUUAUCUAAGCUCGCUGGUGUUAUGAAAUUGGAAUACCGCAUUGCCUUGAGGUCGUCGGUUAGAAAUGAUUUUGUUGAAGGCGUACGUGCUGUUUUAGUUGACAAGGACCAGAAUCCGAAGUGGAAUCCAGCCACUCUGGAAGAAGUAAACAUGGGCGAGGUUGAAUCUGUUUUUGAGCCAUUAGGUGCUGAGGCUGAGUUGAGUGUGUGAACUUUCCAUGGCCUGCCACUAUCUGAACAUCAGUUUUCUUAUUGGUGGUGCAAUAAUAAUCUACAAAACAGAAAUGUGAUGCCCACAGAACGAACAAUUACUGUUUCUAAAUAAACUAACUGAAGUGGUUCCAUUUUCUUGAAAGGGCACAUGAAAAUCUAGGUCUGUUGCCUGCUCUUUUGUCUCCAAUAUGGUUCCCCUGUUUCCGCUGGGAUAUUCCAGCCAUGGUACCAGGAGUGACUCGACUAAAUGCUCUAGAAGUGUGUGUGUCACGGGUAGAGCUUUGUGUUACAUGUAGUUUGAUGUGAGUAGUGUAAUAAUAACUGGGUACGAAAACCAUGGUUUCGCCAGCAAAAAGGCGUGUUUAGAACAAGUGUACAACAGACGUGCUCAGGUAUCAUAUGAAUAUAUUGCAAAUGCUACAAGAAA